This is a messenger RNA of Aspergillus brunneoviolaceus CBS 621.78, 1269 nucleotides long. RefSeq lists its product as uncharacterized. The transcript is spliced from 4 exons. Bases 1 to 1269 code for a protein of 422 amino acids. Lineage: Eukaryota; Fungi; Ascomycota; Eurotiomycetes; Eurotiales; Aspergillaceae. The record is from RefSeq and is a predicted model, not a curated record.
AUGACACACGUUUCCAUCGGAAGAUUCAACUUCGAACUCUGUGCAGACCUCUACAAUCGAAUCUUCGAGAUUGGAUGGAAGGGAAGCGGACGAAGCUGGGGCCAACUGCCCACCUGGUGGCAGCAUUUCCAGCCUACAGAUGCAGAAGCCUCGCACUACCACCCAUGGAUGAUCGAAUUCCUGAAACGUGUCUACUAUCGCCCCGACUCCCCGCCGACCUUCUACUACGUUGGUAAUCUGUCAUCGGGGGAAUUUGAUCAAGUCGCAUGCAAAGCCACGUUUGUGACCCAUUGUGAAGAUAACCUCGACCGAAUCAACACGGGUCACGGCUGGAAGCCGCUGGAGGAUAUCUACCGCGCAUAUCUGGCGAUGAUCACGUCCCGCAAAGUGGAAGUCCAGCAAUGGCCCAGCGGUCGAUGGAAGUGGGAGACCGACACCGACCAACUCUGCCACUCUCCUAUCGAGACAAUAGGACCAUGGCGGUUUCAUACGUACACUCCAACGGAUAUUCAGCUGGCUGUCGCGGCCCUGCAAGAACUCUUGGAUGCGAUCGAGGCUCGCUUGCCGCCGUCAGCCACCAGCUUUGCUGAUGCCGCUGCCACUGCUGGCACGAGUGGUAGUAGUACUCUGACAAUGCUCCCCUGGGCAGACCCGAGCGUCCGCGAGGAGGGCCGCAUCCUCCCGAACAGCUUCGCCGGGGCGUUCUGCGACGCCACCGCGACCACCUCCUUCCGGUACUUGGCCCCGGGGAUCCGCCUGCCCACGAUCGCAGAGUUCCGCGCUCAGCCAUUCCGAGACUAUGAGUAUGUACCCUGGUACCUGCGGGAACUGCCUCGUCUCAGACCGAUUCGUCCCACGCUGCGAGUCAGUCUCCCGGUCCCCGCUCGACCGCCGGGGCUAUAUUUAAGCGGUGAUAACCGCGACAACCGCUCCUGGGAGUCGGGAUGCCAUCUGCUCCUGCCUUUCAGCAUUGGGGGACAGGGCUGGGUGCGCCGCAGCGACGACACGAUCCUGGGGAGGGAUUACGCGAACGAUCUCAGUCCGAGGCCAGGCAAGACCAACUCGGAACUGUAUCAGUGCGUCGAGAAUGGAUGUGUUCCCCACCGUCAUGUUCCCAUUCACCAUGUGCUGCGGAACUGGGCGGAGCGGGUGCGGGAGGGGGACUGGGACGUGGAUGAGGACGGGGUGUCGGGGGGGAUUGGGAAGUGGAGGGUGGCGGAUACGGAGGAGAUGUGGGAGAAAUAUCGCGUACCGAUGGAGAUUUAUUAG